UCUGCCGCCAAGAUGCCGGCCUACUUCCAGAGACCGGAAAAUGCUCUCAAACGCGCCAACGAGUUUCUUGAAGUUGGUAAAAAGCAGCCUGCAUUGGAUGUUCUUUAUGAUGUUAUGAAAAGUAAAAAACAUCGAACAUGGCAAAAGAUACACGAGCCAAUUAUGUUGAAAUACUUGGAGCUAUGCGUGGAUCUUCGCAAGAGCCAUUUGGCAAAGGAAGGAUUAUACCAAUAUAAGAAUAUCUGUCAACAGGUAAACAUCAAAUCUCUAGAGGAUGUUGUUCGGGCAUAUUUGAAAUUGGCAGAAGAAAAAACGGAAGCUGCCAAAGAAGAGUCUCAGCAGAUGGUCUUAGAUAUAGAAGACCUGGAUAAUAUUCAGACCCCCGAAAGUGUUCUUCUGAGCGCUGUGAGCGGGGAGGACACCCAGGAUCGGACUGACAGGUUGCUUUUAACGCCAUGGGUUAAAUUCCUAUGGGAAUCAUACAGGCAGUGUCUGGAUCUUCUUCGAAACAAUUCUAGAGUAGAGCGUCUCUAUCAUGACAUCGCACAACAAGCUUUCAAAUUCUGCCUCCAAUACACUCGCAAGGCUGAGUUCCGUAAGCUCUGUGACAAUUUGCGAAUGCACUUGUCCCAAAUUCAACGGCACCAUAACCAGAGUACAGCCAUCAAUCUUAAUAACCCCGAGAGCCAGUCCAUGCAUCUGGAAACCAGGCUUGUUCAGCUGGACAGUGCCAUCAGCAUGGAACUGUGGCAGGAAGCAUUCAAAGCUGUGGAAGAUAUUCAUGGACUAUUCUCCCUGUCUAAAAAGCCACCUAAGCCACAGUUGAUGGCCAAUUACUAUAAUAAAGUCUCAACUGUGUUUUGGAAGUCUGGAAAUGCUCUUUUCCAUGCAUCCACACUUCAUCGUCUUUAUCACCUGUCUAGAGAAAUGAGAAAAAAUCUUACACAGGAAGAGAUGCAAAGAAUGUCUACUCGAGUUCUCUUGGCCACUCUCUCCAUCCCUAUCACCCCUGAGCGUACGGAUAUUGCACGUCUUCUAGAUAUGGAUGGCAUCAUCGUGGAAAAGCAACGGCGCCUUGCCACACUGCUAGGUCUGCAGGCCCCACCAACACGGAUUGGCCUUAUUAAUGAUAUGGUUCUAAAUUGGGUUAGGGAACAACCUGAAAAGGAACCGGAGCUACAACAGUAUGUCCCCCAGCUGCAAAACAAUACCAUACUCCGUCUUCUGCAGCAGGUGGCACAAAUUUAUCAGAGCAUUGAGUUUUCUCGUUUGACUUCUCUGGUUCCUUUUGUUGAUGCUUUCCAACUGGAACGGGCGAUAGUAGAUGCGGCCAGGCACUGUGACCUUCAGGUUCGCAUUGACCACACUUCUCGGACCCUUAGUUUUGGGUCGGAUUUGAAUUAUGCUACUCGAGAAGAUGCUCCCCUGGGUCCUCAUCUGCAGAGCAUGCCUUCAGAGCAGAUAAGAAACCAGCUGACAGCCAUGUCCUCAGUCCUUGCCAAAGCGCUGGAAGUCAUCAAGCCAGCCCACAUACUGCAAGAGAAAGCAGAACAGCAUCAGUUAGCUGUUACUGCAUACCUGAAGAACUCCCGGAAGGAGCAUCAGCGCAUCCUGGCUCGCCGACAGACCAUCGAGGAGCGCAAAGAGCGGCUUGAGAGUCUUAAUAUUCAGCGUGAGAAAGAAGAGCUGGAGCAGAGGGAAGCUGAGCUCCAGAAAGUGCGGAAGGCUGAGGAGGAGCGCCUGCGACAGGAGGCAAAAGAGAGAGAGAAAGAGCGCAUUUUACAGGAGCAUGAGCAAAUCAAAAAGAAAACAGUGCGAGAACGCUUGGAGCAGAUCAAGAAGACCGAACUGGGUGCCAAAGCAUUCAAGGAUAUUGACAUUGAAGACCUUGAGGAAUUAGAUCCAGAUUUCAUUAUGGCCAAACAGGUUGAACAACUGGAAAAAGAAAAGAAAGAACUUCAAGAACGCUUGAAGAAUCAAGAGAAAAAGAUUGAUUACUUUGAAAGAGCUAAACGUUUGGAAGAAAUUCCUUUGAUAAAGAAUGCUUAUGAAGAACAGAGAAUUAAAGAUAUGGAUCUGUGGGAACAGCAAGAAGAAGAAAGAAUAACCACCAUGCAGCUGGAACGCGAAAAAGCUCUUGAACACAAGAACCGAAUGUCUCGGAUGCUUGAAGACAGAGAUUCCUUUGUAACGAGACUAAAGGCUGCGCGGCAGUCCGUUUAUGAGGAGAAACUUAAGCAGUUUGAAGAGCGACUAGCAGAAGAAAGGCAUAAUCGUUUAGAAGAACGUAAAAGGCAGCGCAAAGAAGAACGCAGAAUAACUUACUACAGGGAGAAAGAGGAGGAGGAGCAGAGGAGAGCUGAAGAGCAGAUGCUCAAAGAGCGAGAAGAGAGAGAGAGAGCUGAGAGGGCCAAACGUGAGGAAGAGCUGCGAGAAUAUCAGGAACAUGUCAAGAAAUUAGAAGAAGUGGAAAGGAAAAAACGCCAGAGAGAAUUGGAAAUUGAAGAGCGAGAACGUCGUCGGGAGGAAGAGAGAAGGCUUGGUGAUGACCCACUUGCAAGAAAGGAUUCUCGCUGGGGAGAAUCGGAGAGCACCUGGAGAAAAGGACCUGAGGUAGACUCGGAAUGGAGACGAGCCCCACCAGAGAAAGACUGGAGACGUGAAGGGCGGGAUGAAGAAAGGCCUCUCAGAAGAGAUGAGGACCGACCAAGGCGCUUGGGUGACGAAGACAGAGAAGCCAGGCCAGAGGAAGAGCGGCUGCCGCGGAGAGGCCUGGACGAGGACCGAGUCCUCCGGCGGGGUCCUGACGAAGACCGCUUUGCCCGUCGCGUGGCCGACGACGACCGGCCUUCCUGGCGUAAUGCAGAUGAUGACAGACCUCCCAGGAGAAUCCUUGAUGAAGACCGGCCAAGCUGGCGACAUGCUGAUGAUGACAGACCACCCAGACGAGGACUGGAUGAUGACAGACCACCCAGGCGAGGACUGGAUGAUGACAGACCACCCAGGCGAGGACUGGAUGAUGACAGACCACCCAGGCGAGGAGGACUGGAUGAUGACAGAGGAACCUGGCGAACAGCCGAUGAGGACAGAGGACCAAGACGUGGGCUGGAUGAGGACCGGGGGCCGCGGCGAGGCGGUGCCGAUGAUGAGCGCUCGUCCUGGCGCAGUGCGGAUGAUGAUCGGGGGCCCAGGCGGGGCAUGGAUGAGGACCGGGGUCCCCGGCGUGGGUUGGAUGAGGACCGAGGACCUUGGAGGAGCACUGACGAUGACAGGAUUUCCAGGCGUGGUGCAGACGAUGACAGGGGGCCUUGGAGAAACAUGGAUGAUGAUCGGCUGUCGAGACGGGCUGAUGAUGAUCGGAUCCCCAGGCGAGGCGACGACUCCAGACCUGGUCCCUGGAGACCAUUUGGAAAGCCAGGUGGAUGGAGAGAUCGAGAAAAAGCCAGAGAAAACAGUUGGGGUCCACGCCAAGAAUCGAGACCAUCUGAAGACUCUGAAUGGGAUCGCGAAAAAGAGCGGGAUCGAGAUAACCCAGACCGAGAUGAGAACGACAAGGAACCUGAGAGAGAGAGGGAGAGAGAUCGGGACAGAGACCGGGAUCGAGAUGGGGACCGGGAUGACCGCUUCCGACGACCAAGGGAUGAGGGUGCCUGGAGAAGAGGCCCAGCUGAGGAAGCUUCGAGCUGGAGAGAUUCCAGUCGCCGGGACGACUGGGACAGAGAUGACCGCCGUCGCGACAGAGAUGACCGGCGGGACCUGCGGGAUGACAGGCGGGAUCUGAGGGACCGGCGGGAUGACCGAGACCGAAGAGGCCCUCCACUCAGAUCAGAGCGGGAUGAAGUAAGUUCUUGGCGUCGUGCUGAUGAUAGGAAAGAGGACCGUGCAGAAGAACGAGAUACCCCUCGGCGUGUUCCUCCCCCAGCCCUGGCGCGGGAUCGAGAAAGAGAGCGGGAUCGAGAUAGAGAUCGAGAAAGAGAAGGUGAAAAAGAGAAAGCCCCAUGGAAAGCUGAGAAAGAAAAGGACUCUCUUCGUCGUACUAAAAACGAGACUGAUGAAGACGGGUGGACGACUGUACGACGUUAA
Molecule: messenger RNA, 4083 nt
Organism: Elephantulus edwardii (Cape elephant shrew)
Lineage: Eukaryota; Metazoa; Chordata; Mammalia; Macroscelidea; Macroscelididae
Gene: EIF3A
Product: eukaryotic translation initiation factor 3, subunit A
Exons: 22
Coding region: 13-4083 (1356 amino acids)
Biological process (GO): formation of cytoplasmic translation initiation complex; translation reinitiation
Cellular component (GO): multi-eIF complex; eukaryotic translation initiation factor 3 complex, eIF3m; eukaryotic translation initiation factor 3 complex, eIF3e
Molecular function (GO): mRNA binding; translation initiation factor activity
Source: RefSeq, a predicted model, not a curated record